AAUUAAAUAACCCAUCAAAUUAUUUGUURCAAUUACUUACAAUCUGGCAACGUCGUCAUCAGGUGUAAUUUUUGCUUAUCAGUUGAAGUUUGUUUGGAAAAGUUUUAGCGUCGUAAAAGAAUAUUUAUUUUAUAGUUAGUGGAAGAAGUUGUGCAAUGUUGUGGUUUACGCUUUUAUUACCAAUUUUUCUAUCAAUAAUUGAUUUAGCUUACUCUAUCGAUSAGAGUCGCUUAGUCGAUGCCGAAAAAUCACUGGUGUGGGGGCCUGGCUUGAAGCCGGAUGAAGUAGUUUUACCAGCGCGUUACUUCUUCAUACAUGCUGUGGACAAAAACGGGCGCAAAUUUGAGCAAUCGCCCCCACAGGAAUUUCAAGUGCUUAUCAAAGGCAAUUCGCCGCAUGGUAAAUGUCGGUCAAAUGUAAAUUUCAUCGAUCGCGGCGAUGGCUCUUCGAUUGUACGCUAUACUAUCGCCGAUUGGUGUGAUCAAGUUGAACUGGAAGUGCGCUAUAAUGGCUCACAUGUAGCACAUUCCCCGUAUGUUAUAUAUAACAAGGUAUAUUCGGAACGUUGUUACUGCCCACAAGAUUUAAAAUUGUGGAUGUUGCACAACAAUUGUCCGUCAGGUUUGAAUGACAAACAAAUCGCUUGGGACUUGCACUCAUUUAAGCGUGUCAACUUUAGCGCUAUACGAGAAAAUCUUUUGAGGCGCUACAAUCAACCGGAGAGCGUAUCGUUGUGUCAUUAUGUAGUGAAACAGCAACAAAUAUGGCGCCAAUGUUAUGGCAAGUACACUGGUUUCAAAAUGUUCAUGGACGCAACCUUGUUGGCAUUAGGUCGCGUUGCCUUACUGCCAGAUAUGGAAUUCUAUUUGAAUUUGGGCGAUUGGCCGCUAUCGAAAAAAGGCGGACAACAACGUACUUCUGGUCCAUAUCCAAUAUUCUCGUGGUGCGGUAGUGAUGACUCGUACGACAUAGUGCUACCMACAUACGACAUAACCGAGUCCACGGUAGAGAAUAUGGGACGUGUCACACUGGAUAUGUUGUCUGUGCAAAAAAGCGAAUAUCCAUGGGACAUCAAAGAAUCUAAAGCUUUCUGGCGAGGCAGAGACUCGCGUCGCGAGCGACUUGAAUUAAUUGAAUUGGCGCGUAUKCAUCCCAAUUGGUUAAAUGCAUCAUUGACGAAUUUCUUCUUCUUCCGCAACGAGGAAGACAAGUACGGUCCAAAAGUGCCGCAUAUAUCGUUUUUGGAAUUCUUUCGGUAUAAAUACCAGCUAAAUGUGGAUGGCGUCGUCGCUGCUUAUCGCUUUCCCUAUUUGCUUGCCAGUGAUUCSUUGGUAUUCAAACAAGAUUCAGGUUUCUAUGAACAUUUCUACAGCAAAUUAACGCCGUAUAAACAUUAUGUGCCAUUUAAACGCGAUUUAAGUGAUUUAAUUGAACGUCUACAGUGGGCAAAAGAAAAUGACGAUCGCGCACGWGAAAUUGUGUCAGAAGCACGUAAAUUCGUCGAAGCAAAUCUAAUGCCACAGCACAUUUACUGCUACCAUAUAGCUUUAUUUAAG
Bactrocera latifrons is the source of this 1556-nucleotide messenger RNA. Its product is annotated as KDEL motif-containing protein 1-like. The record is from RefSeq and is a predicted model, not a curated record. Gene Ontology annotation, cellular component: endomembrane system. Gene Ontology annotation, molecular function: glucosyltransferase activity; protein binding. NCBI's taxonomy places the organism in Eukaryota, Metazoa, Arthropoda, Insecta, Diptera, Tephritidae.